CGGCAUUUUCCCACGAUGAUAGCAGUCCAUAAAGACGGUCUUGACAAGUAAACGUCACGAAACAGAUCAUCGGGAUCUGCUUACUGGCGACUUUGAUGUUGAUAUUCACCAAAGUCGGCACCUGUCCGCGUUCAGGCCGGGAAGGCGCCACCAUCCGAUAUCGUUAGCGCAACUUCUUGACCCACCGAAAAGUUCCUCCACCCGAAAAGCUCACGACAUUCGCAACUCCACGCGCAUUGAUCGCAUCCAACAUUCACAAUGGCGGCUGAAGUACAACUCCUGCAGCCUUUGAAGCUGCCGAAGGGCCCUUCUACCCUCACGUCCGAGCAAAAAUACUGGAACUCAUUCGCCUCGGAGCUCAAACUCGACCCUUCACAACAUUCCUCGCCCGUAACUCACAUCUCGAUACCGCCGCCUCAGCCUGCCAAUACGCUUUCGGCCACCCAGGAUCUCUUCGCAGUCACGACGGGAUCGCGCGUCCAGAUUUUCUCCUCCAAGAGCCGAAAGGUUGUCAAGACGAUAUCGCGCUUCGGCGUCGACGAUGUUGCGCAUUCGGGAAACAUACGGCGCGAUGGCAGGAUUCUGGUCGCAGGAGGAGAUACUGGUGUCAUACAAGCGUUCGAUGUGAAGAGCAGGGCCAUCUUGAAGACAUGGAAGGAGCACAAGCAGCCCGUCUGGGUCACACAGUGGAACCCCACAGAUCUUACUGGUCUGAUGAGUUGUUCCGAUGACAGAACCGUACGAUUAUGGGAUUUGCCGAGUGAGAAGAGCGUGAUGAAGUUCGACGGGCAUCAAGACUACGUGCGAAGCGGUACUUUCAUGCCUGCGCAAAGUGGGCUGCUCGUAUCUGGAAGUUACGACCAGACGGUACGACUUUGGGAUUCGCGAGUGGGCGGAAAGGCGGUCAUGGUGUUCAAGCACGCUGCGCCCGUCGAAACCGUCCUCCCUAUGCCGUCCGGAACGGCCGUGCUCGCAGCAGCAGACAACGUCAUCAGCGUCCUCGAUAUCGUAGCCGCAAAGCCGAUCCACAUGCUGCGUAACCACCAGAAAUCUGUCACCGCGCUCUCGCUAGCGAACAAUGGCGAACGCCUCCUUUCCGGUGCCCUCGACGGCCACGUCAAGGUCUUCGAAACAACAGGCUGGAACGUCGUAGGUGGGAUGAAGUACCCUUCGCCCAUCCUGUCACUAAGCGUCAUCCCGAAUCAAAAGGAAGACAGACAUAUUGCGGUGGGUAUGCAAUCAGGUCUUCUCUCGAUCAAGACCCAUCUCUCCGGCGAGCAGAAGGUUCAGGCUCGUGAGCGAGAGAAGGAGAUGAAAGCGCUCAUGGAAGGCAAGAUCGAAGAGUACGAUAGGAGCAAGAAGCGGAAGCGCGGAAAGGGCUGGGAAAAGCGCAUCCGAGGCAAAGACUUCACCGGCGAGAGCGCAGAUAUCGUUAUCGAUGGCAAUGCGCGGGGAAAGAUCACUGCCGGACAGCCGUGGGCACAUGCGCUGCGGAAGGGCAUGUACGCACAGGCGUUGGAUAUGGUGCUCGAAUCAAAGGAUGCAAACGCUCGCAGCCAGUCUCUUACCCUCCUGACCGCUUUACGCCAUCGCUCUGCUCUCCGAACUGCUCUCAGCAACCGCGACUCCGUAACCCUCCAACCCAUCCUCCGCUGGUGCAUAAAGAACGUUUCCGACUACCGCAUCACACGUCUGACUACCGAUGUCGCGCUUGUAGUCCUGGACCUAUAUGCCGACCAACUGGGCAGAAGCGAGGAGGUCGACGAUCUAAUCAUGGCGCUCAUGCAGCGAGUCAAGGUGACUGUCGAAGCAAGCCAAGACGCCUGGAAGGUACGCGGCAUGCUAGAUAUGCUCGUCAGCAGCGUCGGCGCAGUAGACGGCGUGGAAGCAUGAGAAUAGUAAAGGGAUCUUUUGUUUGCAUAGCGAAGGCGUUCAGGAUCUUGUCACAUGUUCAAAAAGUUGAAAAGGCAGCAGCAGCCAUGUACGCUAUUGACCUUGGAUGGAUGGUAGAGAGAUACCCGGAUAAAGCGAUUGGUAUUGCUUUGGAUGAU
This is a messenger RNA of Alternaria rosae, 2051 nucleotides long. RefSeq names its product WD40-repeat-containing domain protein. Gene Ontology annotation, biological process: rRNA processing; positive regulation of transcription by RNA polymerase I. Gene Ontology annotation, cellular component: nucleolus. Lineage: Eukaryota; Fungi; Ascomycota; Dothideomycetes; Pleosporales; Pleosporaceae. The record is from RefSeq and is a predicted model, not a curated record. The transcript is spliced from 2 exons. Bases 259 to 1893 code for a protein of 544 amino acids. Gene Ontology annotation, molecular function: protein binding.